GCAUUCCAGGCGGGGGUGGGUGAUAAGGCUCAGGGCCACAGACAUCUGCGUCAGAGAUAGGCCUCAAUGCCAGCCAGGGACUGCUGGGCGUGGGAAGAAGAGGAGAGGGCUGGCAGGGGAGAGUGGGGAGGGCAGGAAGGAGUGUAGCACCCGCCGUGAGUGGGCACUAAGAAUAGUCACCCAGGAGCCGAGGGCAGCAGGAAGCUCGGGUGGGGCAUCUCAAUGCGGCCCCCGGCCAUGCCGCCUCUGCUGCUCGUCCUGCAGCUUCUGCUGCUGAUGGGUAUGAAGGGUGGACACGGAUGCCAGGGCCCAGAACCAGCCAGGGAGCUGGUGCUGGCCAAAGUGAGGGCCGUGGUGCUGGAUGCUUUGGGCGCCCCCAAUGCCUCCAAGGAUGGUGGUGAGCCUGGGGCCCGGCGCCUGCCCCGCAGACAUGCCCAUGCUGGUGGGCCCACACGCAGAAGCGUGGAAAACGAAGAUGAGGACCUAUCCCAGGUCAUCCUUUUCCCAACCUCAGGUCCCGGCUGUGAAGAUGAACCAGAGACUGGGGAGGCUGAGGGCCUGUUCACAUACACAUUCCGGCCUUCCCUGCACACGCGAAGUCGCCAGGUGACAGCUGCCCAGCUGUGGUUCCACACUGGCCUGGACAGGGGGGGUGCCAAAGUCCACAAUGACUCGGGCCCCACCAUGACACUGCUGGCCAUGUCUUCAGGGGGACCCACUGCAGUGCCAAUAUUACUGGGCCCAGCCCCACCUCACUGGGCCGUGCUUCAUCUGGCAGCCCCUGCAUUCACGCUGCUGACCCGUCCCCUCCUUGUGCUGCUGCUUCACUGCCCAAAUUGCCCCUGCCUGGCCCGGCUUGAUGCCACCCCCUUCCUGGUGGCACAUACCAGGGCCCGCCCACCCAGUGUCGGGGAGAGGGCUCGUCGCUCCCCCCUUCCGCCCCCCUGGCCCUGGUCUCCUGCUGCCUUGCGUUUGCUGCAGCGUCCUUCAGAAGAUCCAGCUGCCCAUGCUGACUGCCAUCGGGCUGCCCUGAACAUCUCCUUCCAGGAACUCGGCUGGGACCAGUGGAUUGUUCACCCGUCUAGCUUCAUCUUCCAUUACUGCCACGGGGGCUGUGGGCUGGUCCCCUCCCCAGUUCUGUCUCCUGGGGCCUCCCUCAUGCCUUCUCAGCCCCUGCCCCUGGGCCCAGGCUCCCGGCCCUGCUGUGCUGCUUUGCCUAGCACCAUGAGACCCCUGCGUGUCCGUACCACCUCAGACGGAGGCUAUUCCUUCAAGUAUGAGACAGUGCCCAACCUCCUCACUCAGCACUGUGCCUGCAUAUAGGGAGACCCCUUCCCAAGUUAGGGCCUAAACUCCCCGUUAAUGCUGGUGCUGGCUACAACCACAGAGAGGAGACAAGGUCAAAGGACAGAUUCUCAAUCCCUACUCUCAUCUCCGAGAACUGGGUCCUCCUUGUCCAAGGUCACCCUCAUCGAUUGCAAACCAAUUAAUAAACAGUUCAGCAUAACUGACUA
Molecule: messenger RNA, 1514 nt
Organism: Phascolarctos cinereus (koala)
Lineage: Eukaryota; Metazoa; Chordata; Mammalia; Diprotodontia; Phascolarctidae
Gene: INHA
Product: inhibin subunit alpha
Cellular component (GO): extracellular region
Molecular function (GO): cytokine activity; growth factor activity
Source: RefSeq, a predicted model, not a curated record